Molecule: messenger RNA, 1023 nt
Organism: Musa acuminata AAA Group (dessert banana)
Lineage: Eukaryota; Viridiplantae; Streptophyta; Magnoliopsida; Zingiberales; Musaceae
Product: fasciclin-like arabinogalactan protein 13
Exons: 1
Coding region: 150-899 (249 amino acids)
Biological process (GO): plant-type secondary cell wall biogenesis
Cellular component (GO): plasma membrane
Source: RefSeq, a predicted model, not a curated record
GGUUCCUGAUAGGCCUCACUCGCCAACUCCGGUGGCCAGCUCAUUCCAACCUUCUUUUCGCUCACUCCACUACAAAGCGCCCCCCCACCCUCACCUCUCUCCCUCUCUGUCAUCACCUCCCAUCGAGCCAUCGACACCAUCCAUCCCCAAUGGCCUCCUCACCCAUGCUCAUUGGCCUGACCACAUUUCUCCUCCUCACCGCGUCCGCCCUCUUCGGCCAAACCGAGUCCAAGGUGGCUCCCGGUCCUAAGCCGGCGCCGCUCAACCUCACCGGCAUUCUCGAGAAGGGCGGGCAGUACGGCACCUUCCUUCGCCUGCUGAGAGAGACGCAGGUAGGGGAGCAGAUCGAGAGCCAGCUGAACAACUCCUUCAAUGGCCUCACCAUCUUCGCCCCCACCGACAAUGCCUUCAGCAACCUGAAAGCCGGCACGCUCAACAGCCUGACGACCCAAGAGCAGGUGUCGCUGGUCCUCUACCACGUCCUCCCGAGGUACUACAGCCCAACCACCUUCGAGACCACGAGCAACCCGGUGAACACGCAGGCAUCGGGGAGGAGCGGCGUCUACACCGUCAACAUCACCAGCACCAGCAACCAGGUGAACGUGUCCACCGGGGUCAACCAGACGCCCAUCAACAACAACCUCUACUUGGAAUUCCCGUUGGCGGUGUACUCGGUGGACAAGGUGUUGCUGCCCGCCGAGCUUUUCGGGGCUAAACCUCCCGCGUCAUCACCGUCUCCGGCGGCGACUCCGGUGAAGCCUAAGAAGAGUGCUCCGGCAGCUGACGGGCCUUCCGCGAGCGCCGACACAGCGCCUUCUGCGGCUAGUCGCAAGGGAAGGAGCGCGGAACGGGUCCUGCUUCUGGGGAUCGGGUUGGCGUGCGUUGGGAGUCUUCUCUAGGGAGUCCAUUGAUUGCAUGGGACUGUGACUGCGUCGUUGAUCUCUUGGGUGUCUGGUUUGCCGUUGUCAGUAAAUUCCUGCAUGCAUUUGUACCUUUUAUUUCUACCAUUCAUGAGUUAUUUUA